Cladophialophora immunda is the source of this 1808-nucleotide messenger RNA. RefSeq lists its product as uncharacterized. NCBI's taxonomy places the organism in Eukaryota, Fungi, Ascomycota, Eurotiomycetes, Chaetothyriales, Herpotrichiellaceae. Gene Ontology annotation, molecular function: oxidoreductase activity, acting on the CH-CH group of donors, NAD or NADP as acceptor. Bases 416 to 1594 code for a protein of 392 amino acids. The record is from RefSeq and is a predicted model, not a curated record. The transcript has 3 exons.
AUUCCCCUCCCCAAAAUUCAUCAUCAACAAUCAUCCACAUCGUCUCAUGUUCUGCAGUCCCAUUCAACGAUCAUAAUCCAAAAGUCUCACCACCUCCCACUCAAGCUCCCGCUAUCACUGGCUGCCGCCGCUCAAAGACGGGGGAUCAUCAAAUAUCCGAUUACUUAUGCAGCUAGGGUCUCUGCUCCCUGUUGUAUUAACAAUCAACUCCCCAUCCAAGCCACGGAUCUACCGAGGCAAAAACUGGCUAACGUUGAGGUUUUGGUGGUGCUGCUCUCGUGAAACUGUCAUCUCGUUGGCCGUAGUUGAUACCAUCAGCCAGAACUAGAGGCCCACCCCCAGGAAGCGACUAGGGACUCAUACUCUUUAUGGAUGGGUUCCCUGGUACAGUGCCAGAGUUCUCUGGGACUAUAUUAUGACGACCAUCUUCUCAAGAGCGGUAGGAAACUUCAUACGAUCAACAGCACACAGCACUUCCCGCCACUGUCUUCAUCUUUCUAGGCCUUACUCCUCUUCCCCCACUUCUCUCGAUCCCAAAAUGGUGCAGAACAAAGCCUUCAUCUACAAGGCCAUCCCAAAUGGCUGGCCCGUUCCAGGCAAAGACCUGACGGUGGAGGACAUUGGGUUUGACGAAAACGCGCCCCCGCCCAAGGGCGGCUUCACCACCAAAAACCUGUACGCGGCCUACGACCCCAGCCAGCGCGGGCGAAUGCGCGACCCCAGCAUCCCGUCGUACUCGGCGGCCAUGACGACGGGCCAGCCGGUGAUCAGCGUCAGCGUCAUCGGCAAGGUGCUGAAGAGCGACAACCCCAAGAUCCAGCCGGGGGCUAUUGUCAUGCUGCAGGGCUCCGGCACCGAGUCGUAUUCGACGAAGGACGAGUCGGCCGUCGCCACCACCCAGAUCAUCGAGCCCAAGGAGGGCGUGCCCUUGACGGCCUACCUGGGCCUGCUGGGCAUGACGGGCAUGACGGCCUACGGGUCGCUGCACGAGAUCGGGCAGCCCAAGAAAGGGGACGUGAUUUUGAUUUCGGCCGCUGCUGGGGCUGUGGGUCAGAUGGUCGGGCAGAUCGCAGUGCGAGAAGGUCUACACGUAAUCGGCUCAGUCGGCGACGACCGCAAACUCGACUUCAUCCUCAACGACCUCAAAUUCCACGCGGGGUUCAACUACAAGAAGGAGUCGAUGGCCGAGGCGGUCAAGCGCCUCGCCCCGCAAGGGCUGGACAUCUUCUACGACAACGUGGGCGGCGAGCUGCUGGACGUGGCGCUGGCCAACAUGAAGGAGUUCGGGCGCAUCGUGGCCUGCGGCUCCAUCUCGACCUACAACAACGCCAAGGACACCACCCCCUACGGCGUCAAGAACUACGGCGCCAUGGUCCGCAAGCGCCUGCGCUGGCAAGGCUUCUUGGUGUUCGACCCCAACAUCGUGCGAUGGCGCGCCGAGCGCGACGACAAGAUCACCCAGUGGAUCCGGGACGGGAGCUUCAAGUCCGUCGACUUUGUCACCGAGGGCAUGGACCAUGCCAUCGAGGGGUUCCUGGGAAUGCUCCGCGGCGAGAACCUGGGCAAGAGUAUUCUCAAGAUUGCCGAUGAGUGAUUCACCGAGGGAGUGAAUGGAUCAAUCAAUGAAUGAAUGAAGGAGGGCAACCUGGGGCUGGAGCUGGUUGUCAGGGACCCUCAAACCAGAUAGGCCGAGUGAACAGGAUGACCAGGAUGGAGAAUACUACCUAGAUACCUUGGGUAGGUACAGACUGUCUAAUCCAGAUAAGUUCAAUACAUACAUACCUAGGUAUGCAAACGCAUUCAAACAC